Necator americanus (New World hookworm) is the source of this 261-nucleotide messenger RNA. RefSeq lists its product as uncharacterized. The record is from RefSeq and is a predicted model, not a curated record. Lineage: Eukaryota; Metazoa; Nematoda; Chromadorea; Rhabditida; Ancylostomatidae. Bases 1 to 261 code for a protein of 86 amino acids. The transcript has a single exon.
AUGAAGAAGGCCUACUGCGAGGCCGGAGGAGUACAACUUGAAGGCUCCCAACUCGUGGAAACUUCGUCAUACGUGUACCUCGGACGUUCCAUGAACAUGGAAAACGACUUGAAGGAAGAACCGAAUAGAAGAAUGAGAGCAGCAUGGGUUGCAUUCGCACUCGUCAUGGAAGCCACAGACCAACUGACGGACCAAGAUCUUCGUACCCAUCUGUUUGACUCGAUAGUUCUUACAGCGCUCUGUUACGCAGCGGAGACGUGA